Linum tenue is the source of this 3420-nucleotide messenger RNA. The record is from the annotation of a GenBank genome assembly. Lineage: Eukaryota; Viridiplantae; Streptophyta; Magnoliopsida; Malpighiales; Linaceae.
GUUUGAUUAUUAAUGGUGUUUGCUCUCGAAUAGGAAGUUCAUUUAUUUCAGUUUGCAAUCUAGUGUGGCCAAACUGGGAAUGGGAGGAAGGUGGGGGAAGAUUUACUCCUUACUUUCUUGAUUAGCUUUCACCACUUCCCUGCUUCAGCUGUAGUUCUUGCAGUUAGAUUGAGAUUUGUGCUUUUUCUUUAGGUGAAAGCUUCAGUUUUGUCCUUUAUUGUCUUUCCAACUUGGGUUGAGUGCAAAUCAAGCCUUGGAAAUGGCUGAUGUGUUAUGUAAGUUUGAUCAAGUGGGAGUUAAUUAGUUAUUUGGUGAGAUGAAAAUGGUCAAUCAGUUUGAUUUUCCACUAUUUCUUUGAAUUAAGUAUAGCUACUGGUGUAGUGAGUUCGAGUUGCCUGAACAUUUUGCUUGCUUGAGAAUGAGGGAGUUUUGCGAAUGGAUGGUGCAGAUUUAUCUCCCUUUGGAAAAAUGAGGAUGGUGGAGCUUUUGUGUACACUACUAGUUGUUCUACUAUCACUCUUGAUAAAUGGGGAAGCUGAGGUUUACAUGGUAAUGAUGGAGGAUGAGCCAGUCAUAAGCUAUAGAGGAGGCAUUCCUGGGUUUGAGGCAACUGCUGUGGAAUCCGAUGAAAAGAUCGACACGACUAGUGAGGUGGUUGCAUCAUAUGCGAAGCACCUCGAGGAGAAGCAUGAUAUGCUUCUCGAUAUGCUGUUUGAUAGUGAAACAUAUCAGAAACUUUAUAGCUAUCGACAUCUUAUCAAUGGCUUCUCGGUUCAUAUGCCACCAGAACAGGUAGAAACCUUAAGGCGUGCCCCUGGCGUGAUAUCUGUGGAGAGAGAUUGGAAAGUUCAUAGACUCACAACACACACCCCACAGUUUUUGGGCCUUCCUACUGGAGUUUGGCCAACCGGGGGUGGCUUUGACAGAGCUGGGGAAGACAUUGUGAUUGGCUUUGUGGACUCCGGCAUUUAUCCUCAUCACCCGAGCUUUUCAACUCACCAUGCUGAUCCAUAUAGACCACUCCCAAAGUACAAGGGGAAAUGUGAGAUUGAUCCACAGACCAAGAGUAAAUUCUGCAAUGGAAAGAUUAUUGGAGCCCAGCAUUUCGCUGAAGCUGCCAAAGCUGCUGGUGUCUUCAAUCCUGCAAUCGAUUUCGCAUCUCCCCUAGAUGGUGAUGGACAUGGAAGUCACAUAGCAGCCAUUGCAGCUGGAAACAAUGGCAUUCCCGUGAGAAUGCACGGUCAUGAGUUUGGAAAAGCAAGUGGGAUGGCUCCUCGUGCUAGAAUUGCGGUGUACAAAGCUCUAUACCGGCUCUUUGGAGGGUUCAUUGCUGAUGUAGUGGCUGCAAUUGAUCAGGCUGUCUAUGAUGGAGUGGAUAUACUUAGCCUUUCGUUAGGUCCGAACAGUCCACCAGCAACAACCAAGACAACGUAUCUAAACCCCUUCGAUGCUACCCUUUUGGCAGCUGUUAAAGCUGGUGUAUUUGUUGCUCAAGCGGCAGGAAAUGGAGGUCCAUUUCCUAAAACGAUGGUCUCUUAUAGCCCUUGGAUAACAUCCGUAGCAGCUGCCAUUGAUGACAGGAGAUACAAGAACCACCUUACUCUUGGAAAUGGAAAAAUCUUGCCUGGAAUGGGUUUGUCACCCUCCACGCGUCUGAACCAGACAUAUCCCUUAGUUUUUGCCAACGAUGUCUUGCUAGACUCUUCAGUUUUGAAGUACAAUCCUUCUGAUUGCCAGAGACCCGAGUUGCUGAACAAGAAGUUGGUUGAAGGGAAAAUCCUCCUUUGUGGCUAUUCCUUCAGCUUCGUUUCUGGCACCGCAUCAAUAAAAAAGGUCUCCGAGACUGCCAAGAAACUCGGAGCAGCUGGAUUUGUUCUUGCUGUGGAAAACAGUACUCCAGGAGCGAAGUAUGAUCCUGUUCCAGUUUGUACACCUGGGAUUGUCAUCACUGAUGCAACCAAAUCGGCGGAUCUAAUUGACUACUACAACAUAUCUACACCCAGAGAUUGGACUGGCAGAGUGAAGAGCUUCAAUGCUAUUGGAAGCAUUGGAGAUGGGUUGAUGGCUAUACUUCACAAAUCAGCUCCUCAGGUUGCAUUGUUCUCUGCUCGAGGACCAAACAUCAAAGAUUUCAGCUUUGGAGAUGCUGAUCUUCUGAAGCCAGACAUUUUAGCUCCCGGGUCUCUCAUUUGGGCUGCAUGGUCACCUAAUGGAACAGAUGAAGCAAAUUUUAUGGGUAGGUUGAUUGUGACUUCAUUUUACUAUGAAAGGUGGUAUUUUUGUACGAGGGUUGCUCCUGAUUCUGGAAAGUUUCUGACGAUGUUCUGGUUUUGUUUACCUGAUCAUGGUAUCACUGUGGUUGGAGAAGGAUUUGCAAUGAUGUCUGGAACUAGCAUGGCUGCACCCCACAUAGCUGGAAUAGCUGCUCUCAUAAAGCAGAAACACCGCAAGUGGAGCCCUGCCGCGAUUAAGUCAGCCCUAAUGACGACAUCCACAGAACUGGACAGAGCAGGAAGGCCUCUUCAAGCACAGCAGUACUCGGAAACAGAAGCCAUGAAGCUUGUUCGUGCCACCCCUUUCGACUAUGGAAGUGGUCAUGUCAAUCCGAGGGCUGCUCUCGAUCCUGGACUCGUCUUUGAUGCAGGGUACACGGAUUACUUGGGGUUCUUGUGCACCACUCCUGGCAUCAACGUCCACGAGAUACGAAACUUCACGAACAUGCGCUGCAACUACACCAUGGGCCACCCAUCCAACCUCAACUCGCCAUCUAUCACAGUGUCCCGCCUGGUGAAGACCUUCACCGUGACUCGCACAGUGACGAAUGUAGCUGAUGAGGAAGAGACCUACGUGAUCACUGCUAGAAUGGAGCCAGCGAUCGCCAUUGAGGUCAAGCCCUCAGCCAUGACUCUGAGGCGUGGUGCUUCGAGGAAGUUUACUGUGAGCUUAACCGUUCGAUCGGUGACUGGAGGGUACAGUUUUGGGAAGGUGACGAUGAAGGGCAGCCGUGGCCAUAGAGUGAGAAUCCCAGUUGUAGCAAUGGGAUACUGGCGAUAGAAUAAAGGGAAAUGCGAGUUUGGUUGGUUGGUUGGAUGGCUGAUGAGUUACGAAUCAGAAUUCAGUGUUCUUAAUUAUGGUCUGGUUUGGUUGGUUGGAGGUUGAGAUGAUAUAAUUCUUUUGUAUGUUGUACCAUUUGGUAAUAAUAAAGAAUAAGAGGGAGUUAGUUAGGAAGAUGUUUAUAUAUCAAGUACCAUAUUAUCAUUUAUUAUCUAUUAUUGCUAGUAGUUCUGUUGAGGGAGCUAGAUGUAAACAGAACAUAAAGGUGGUACCUUUAAGUUUUGACAAUUUGGUGCCUAAUUUCUAUAUUUUACACUUUUGUGGCAUGAAAGUAGAAUUGAAGUAAUUAGAUUAACAGUGGACUUU